AUGACCCGUUCGACGGUGCAGGUGAGCAACUGCCGGGUGUCGGAGAUGUGCAGGCGCCAGGCCGGCGAGCGCGCUGCGCAGCUCGAGGAGGCCAGGAACGCCAUGUGCACGGCGCUUGACCAGUGGGAGCACGACAUCAAGCGCUCCGAGGAGCAGGAGGAGAAGAUAAUCAAGAUGGCUCAGCAGCAGGUGAAGAUGCUGCAGCAGACUCGGCUCAGCCACAUGGAGCAGGUCAUGAAACUGAGACAGCUCUGCUCCGGGAUCCCCAAGAGGGCGGAGGAGGUGGAGAGCCAGCACAGGAAGGAGUGCGACAAGAUGCAGGCCGAGCUGAAGACGGAGCUGACGGGGCUGCAGAAGAAGAUCAUGCUGGAGACGCAGAAGGAGGAACUGGCCAACAUGCAGAAGACCCUGCAGAGCGCCUGGCUCAUGUAG
Bacillus rossius redtenbacheri is the source of this 432-nucleotide messenger RNA. RefSeq names its product synaptonemal complex protein 3-like. Gene Ontology annotation, biological process: spermatid development; meiotic cell cycle. The record is from RefSeq and is a predicted model, not a curated record. The transcript is spliced from 4 exons. Gene Ontology annotation, cellular component: synaptonemal complex. The coding region runs from base 1 to 432 and encodes 143 amino acids. Lineage: Eukaryota; Metazoa; Arthropoda; Insecta; Phasmatodea; Bacillidae.